AUGUUGCUAUUCUUGGCUGAAUGCUUGAUUACGGUAAGUGCCAGCGCUUUUUGUUAAAAUAGGUCUUAAAAGGGGGGUGACUACGUGACUUUUGAAGUCUGUAGAAGAUUCGUAUUUUAAGCAGUCUGUUGCUUUUUAAAAUAUUGCUGAACACGCUGUCCAACCAUUAUUAACUGCAUAGUUUUAACAAGUUACUAUUGUCGUGUAUAUACGUAAAACUUUAAUUCACAGUUGGCAGUGUUGAAAUCCGAAGCUACAGUACGAAGAGAACCGGACUUUAGUCAGUUUAGCCAGCUGGUCGAAUCCAAAAUAGGAGUUGUGGUCGAACCCAUGAACAUGAGUUACGCGUUUUCGAAUGAAACGGUAACUGAUAACACAACUUGCACCUUGACAUUACAUAAGGAGAGCUGUAUGCAUGCGACGAUAAAGCCUAGAGACAAAAUAUCUUGGGAUACACGAAUAUGUUUCAAGUGGAAAUGUAGUAAUACAGGUAGUAAACUAAAAAAAGCUUGUAGAAAAAAAUAAAAGCUUAAAAUAUUUUUUUUACAAUGUUGUUAAAACAUUAAAUAACAGAAAUCCUAUUUUCUGCCCAACUGGCAGGUUAUUAGACAUCAAUAUGAAAAACGAUGAUUUAGAUGAACAUGUAAUGAGGAUACAAGAAUGUUGGACUGGAAGUUCGGCCAAUCCCAUUUACUUGAUCAAUGAUAAUGGCUGUAGUCGCGAGAAAACAAUGCUCAGUUCUCCGAAGUACGAAAAGAAUCUUACUGUAGCAUAUUCGGUGGGAUGGUUGUCAGUUCGACUGGUCGGUGCUGAUACGAUACGACUUUCGUGUUCCGUGAAGUUGUGUCAUUUAUGUGAUACGAAGUGUCGAGGAUAUACGGUGAGUUUUCGAAAGUUUUUUUUUCAAAUUGGGAAUGACAUAAUUCUGUAAGAGAUUUGUGCGUAGAAUAUGCUUAUCUUCAAUAUUUUAUCUUCUUUCGAUUAAGCUAGAAAAUACUAUUAUAAUAACACUAUAAAUUAAAUCCUACAGCCUCCAACCUCAUGUGGAGAGCCGGAUAAGCUUCUGCGGAAGCCCUUUACUGUGUGGAACGAAGCGUUAUACCUGAAAAGGCUUUGCGACCCUGAGGUAAUGACCAACUUUAGUAGUUCAAGAUAUUUUAAAGUCCUUUUAUCUUUAGCAUUUAUAA
Messenger RNA from Bursaphelenchus okinawaensis, 1187 nucleotides. The record is from the annotation of a GenBank genome assembly. Lineage: Eukaryota; Metazoa; Nematoda; Chromadorea; Rhabditida; Aphelenchoididae.